ACAGCGCUGGUCACACCAGUCCAAGAAACCAUCACAAAAACAUGAAUUCUUAUUAGCAAGCAAAACCAAGUGAAAACAUACAUUAUUCUACCGCGGCAUCCAAAAACGAGUUCCAAUUCGCGGCGUAAGAUGUUUGAUGGUGCCAAUAGCGCCUAGCGGAGAUCGGAGCUCGAGCAGCAUGUGAGAACGGCCUGCAGCGAAUCGUGCAAUUGCGUCGUGUUACAAAACUUGGUCAAAUCCCCACCAACAAUUUGCGCGUCAUGGCCAGUGCAGCGGAUGACUCGGCAUCCGGGGGGCAGGACGAUCGAGAGCGGUUCGCCAUCUACCACGAGGGCCAAACGCUGCAGCUGCACUGGCGCGGAUUGCCUCCUCUGCAGCGGGCUCCCGCAUCGCGGAUUUGCAGCAUUGGCGAGGGCCUGCUCCUCCUGACCACCGACCACUCCCUCUACUCCGCCCAGCUGCAGGCCAACCGCGAGCACCUGGACAUACAACUUUUGCGCACCGAUGUGGUGGACAUGGACUUCUGCUCCGGCAGCCAAGAACUCUUCGUGGUCCUGAACAACGGCUCUGUGCAGCGCCAGGCCACGGGAUCUGGUCGUGAUGUAGGUCACCCACAUGCAUGGCAAACCCUCGGCUUCGAUCCGCUGGAACUGCUCGCUGAGGGCGUUCGCAUCCGGCGGGUUUGCUGCUCCGCCGAGGGCGUGGUCUUCGUCGGCUAUGCAGGGGAAACGUAUGUUAUGGGCAGCUGUGGAGAGGUCUUUAAGUCGGAGCAACAGCCCCGCCACAUGCGACUCUACGAAGAGGGCAAGGAACUGCUGGACCUGGCAGCCGGAAACGAACACUUUGUCAUGCUGGUUGCGCCCUACAACCUGGCUGACGAUGUGCUUCAGCUUUCUGUGGCCAGUGGAAAAGAAGAGCUUGAGGACGAACGGGCUUCUGUGAAAUCCCUUAGCAGCGACAAUUCAGAACGCAGCUUUGCUGCCAAUACGAGGCACCUGCUUCAUCAAGGCUACGCUCUGCUCCACACCCAACUCUUCACUUUUGGGUCCUCCAACAAUGGGCUUCUUGGCACAGGGGAUCACAUCCGAAGAGCCAAUGUCAUGCGUCUGCAAAAACUGGACAGCAUGGGCGUUUGUAGCAUUGCAGCCGGAUUAGAGCACACGGUGGCCCGCACCCUAGACGGAAGGCUCUACCACUGGGGCCUAAACAGUCACUCCCAGUUGGGCGAGGAUGUGAGCUCUCCCAUGGAGAUCACCAUAACGGAUAACUCAGCGGCAUUACCCAUGGAACAGAACUCUGCGCUAGAGGCGACAUGCGGCGACUACCACACGCUGCUGCUCAAUGCCUCUGGACAAAUACAAUCCCUCCAGCCACCGCCUCCAAUGCGACACCUGCAGCAAUCCAGCACCUAUGCCCAGACCCUCCUCCAACUCCAGUUGGGAGCUGCGUGGCCCCGGCAACUUCGACUGCUCAUGUCUUCCGGCGGUUACACGUUGCACAACCAAAGGCAGUUUCAGCGCCAGUAUCACUACUACUUAAGUCAUCUGCAGUCACAGUUGCAGUUGCUUCUCAAGCACCGUCAGGCAGUCCAAUCACUAGAGAUCUGGCAGCGGCAAUCGGAGCUGGAUGCACUUAGCGUCCUCGGUCCACUGUUGGUAAACUGGGAGAGAAUCCUGUGUCUGCUUGUGGCGACCUUGCAUUCGUUGGAGGGCUUUUACCGGGCUGAUUUCGUGCAGGCCGCCGAUCUGCUCUUCAUCUGCCACUACAAGGAAUAUAUCGACUUGUUCUCUGGUUACACGAAGGCCUAUUGCGAUGUGUACUCGGUAAAUGGAUUUGGAGAGGCUGUGGCUGCUAUUGCUGGACUUAGCAGCCCACUUCCUGAGCUCAGCGAGGAGAGCUAUGUCACACGUUUGUUUCAGCAACCAUUUAGCAUCUACCAGCUAUUUGUCCAGUUUAUGGAGCUGCUAGUGAGGUCGCAACCAGAGUACGGAGAGCACAGAGUGGCUUGGUCGGAGUUCGCGCGACAAAGCUGCAUAAGUCAGGAGCUGGCCGUGAACACCAGGGAUUUCUGGAGCAGUAACGAUCGAAACCCCAGAAUUGUUCAGUUCAGAAGGCGACAGCGAAGGGUUAUCCUCACGUCGGCUCUGGUGCCACUCAAACUAGUCACUUCUGGCAUCAGCAUAUCUAGCAACAGCUUCAUCCUGUUCUCAGACUUUCUCUGCCAGGUGGGCGGAAACUCGCUGUACUCCUAUCCUCUAACUACCCUGUGGGUGUGGACAGAAGGCGACCUGUGCCUGCGCUUGACAACGCCAGAAAAGACCUUCCUGGUGACAACGCGUUCUCAGGAAAUGCGCAAAGUGUGGCUGGAUCAGUUGCAAUCUAGCAUAGUUGCGUCCUUGGGAAGACCGCUCGGCAGUCCCGUGCCGAGUUCUCGCUCCACGGGCUAUGAGUUUAGCCGGGAGCAUCCGAAGUUCUCCCGGGUGAAGGCUUGCGGUACCUGGAGAAAGGGCGUCCUUCACGGAAACUGCUAUCUGGAGUAUCCGGACGGCAGUGUCUACUGCGGGGAACUGCAUUAUGGGGUAAUUGAAGGGUAUGGCAAGAUGGUGAUUCCAUCAUCGGGUCUAUACGUGGGCCACUUCAAGGGUGGUCGCUUCCACGGCCACGGUGUUUACGAAAUCCACAGCAAGGACACUCCAGAAAGCGAGGUGUACGAGGGAAACUUUUGCGAGGGUCUGUUCCACGGACAUGGAAUGAUGCGAAACAACCGAUACAUUUACGUGGGCGAGUACCAGGGCAACGCCCGCAGUGGAUACGGUGUGAUAGAGGACCUGGUUAGCGGGGACAAGUACAUGGGGAUGUUCGCGGACAAUAAACGAUCUGGAAUCGGCAGCUGCGUCACCAACCGCGGAGACUACUUCGAGGGCAACUUCUCCGGAGACGAUCUGAUUGGUAGUGGAGUUGCGGUCUUUGAGAACGACUAUUACUAUGAGGGCGAACUUACGCUCCACGGCCCUAACGGACGGGGCGAGUAUUACAUGCCUUGCGGAGAUGCCGGUGGAGGAAAUGGAUGUACAGCGGCCGGGGAAGGGGAUGACACGUGCGAGCUAAUCGGCAACAAGAUAUUUGGACAGCUUAGUGGCACCUGGGAGACUGUGCGCAUACAGGCGGGCGAACUGGUGCUAAAUCGGCGCUUUCCUAAGUACCCCAGCUCCCUUGGGCGCCAAGUGGUGGACCAUAAUCGCAAGUGGCGCUCGCUGUUCAACAACUUCGAAUCGGACUUGGCUAAUUGUACUGCCACUAGCGGCAGUUCCAGUGUCAAUUCAUCAGCAGGCACCCUCAGAAAAUCCUCGAAACCCACACUAAGCACGGCUCAAAUCUGGAACUGCAUAUCGGUGUACAUGAGCAAGCAGAGGGCUCGAGAAGGAGCCAAGCCUGGUAACUACUUCAACAACAUCCUACUUAGCCUGCCGCUUCCGCAGAAAACUUCUUCGCCUCUGGCAAAAGCGCGGACCACCACAAAUACACUGAGCAAACUCCAAUCGGAGGCUGCUUCGGCGCUAGACUUUCUGGGGUUCCCACCACGUCGCAUCCACUCCCAAGAGAAUCUUAAUAGCAAGCCAAGUGGAUUGCAGAGGGCGGAUAGCUUGCUCUCUAUGGGUCACAAUACAUCUCGGGACCUGGACACCAGUAGCUUGACCAGUUUUCAGUUGGACCAAAGCCUGUUAAACAGCACUUUCAAUGGCGAUGAAUCCAGCACCCUCAAUGAAAGUUUUACAAAACUAAGUCACAACAAUAAUAACAGCAUAUCGAAGCACAUGAACAGUAGUGACUGCUCGAUUACCUCAACAACAUCAACGACAAGUGCGAUGCUGGAACAGGUGCCCAGUUUUGGAAUGGGCUCGGUGCUCACAGAGCUGGAUGUGUCCUCUAUACGUUUGUACCUGGAUCAAGCUUUCAAGGAUCGGCAUCAUCCGCUCUAUGCCUUGAACGACCGCAUCGCGAACUGUUUCCACUACUCCUAUGGCUAUUGGAAGGUUAAACCCACGCCGAUCUUGGCUAAGCAGGCCAUGAGAGAGUGGGAGUCCAUAUCGCGUCGCAUUUACCGAUUUGUGCGCAAGAUGUUUCCAGCUCUGCCCGAGGAGUAUUGCCACAUGGAGGGCAGCAGAGAGGUUAUUUCGCAUAUAACCCUGCUGUACCCACUUGUUCUGUCGGAGGGCAUCUACUCCACCCUGUUUGUGCUGUACGCUAAUAAGUACAGCCGGAAAGAUGAAAUGUAUCGGCAGAAUCUGAAUCUUGCCGAGAAACUUAAGGACCAAGAGCUAGUUGAACUCAUGGGCCACGAGAGUUUCCUCCACAAUGUAAUGCUGGACCCCAAAUUUGAGGAUUCCGUUCAGACGUUAAAGGAACUUUCGGAGAAGUUUAGUCCCCAGGACAUGUUGACUGUGAUACAGCGCAGCACGCAGCUGCUUACCGAGGCCUACGAGCACGCAAUGGCUGCCAACGCCGCCCAGCUCAAUGCGGACAACAUGAUUCCGCUCACCAUGCUCACUAUGCUGCGCGCUGCGGUUCCACACUUGGGUGCAGAGUUGGCUCUGCUGGACGACCUGACCGGUGGUCCCAAUUUCCAGGCUGAGAUGAAUGGAAUGGCGGGCUACUGCUACACCACAUUGAAAGCUGCCUAUGAGCACGUAACUUCAAGGGCUCUGCAAAAGAAUCCCUGAGCGUUCUUAGCCCAAAGGCGGCACUUGUUAUAUUGUUUUCCUCAUUGUUAGCUCGAUCGAUCGAAAUUCCCCCUAUCAGAUUUUUAAGGCUAGGUAAUCGUUUAAUUCCGAAAAGAGAGAAUAUUAAACCUUUUGGGGCACUUUGAAACUUGUGCCAAUUUGCGACGCAAGAGUAGAUUCCCCGUACAUACUUUUGAAGACAAAUUCCCUCAUUGAAUUACGGGUAUCAAUUCUGUACAGAAGCUAAUGGUUAGAUCAGUGUAGAAAAUGUGUAACUAUAUAUUUAUGUAUGUAUCUGUUUUGUAUAUUCUAGGCCAACGCAUUAACAUUCCAAUUACUCACCAAACCAAAUAAAUAAUCUAUACUCUUA
Molecule: messenger RNA, 5091 nt
Organism: Drosophila biarmipes
Lineage: Eukaryota; Metazoa; Arthropoda; Insecta; Diptera; Drosophilidae
Gene: Als2
Product: alsin homolog
Exons: 5
Coding region: 261-4721 (1486 amino acids)
Source: RefSeq, a predicted model, not a curated record